Molecule: messenger RNA, 426 nt
Organism: Salvelinus namaycush (lake trout)
Lineage: Eukaryota; Metazoa; Chordata; Actinopteri; Salmoniformes; Salmonidae
Gene: il21
Product: interleukin 21
Exons: 6
Coding region: 1-426 (141 amino acids)
Biological process (GO): immune response
Cellular component (GO): extracellular region
Molecular function (GO): cytokine receptor binding
Source: RefSeq, a predicted model, not a curated record
AUGAAGCUGCUUGUUUGUUGCCUCCUAGCCAUCACCUGUUGUGUUUUGGCGAAUGUAGACAAGGUCGAGAGAAUAAUGAAGCUGACUGAAGUACUAAAGGAGUUAAGACAUCUGAACAAAAGUGUGGAGCACAACGGCGUGAAGUUGAACACUCCUACCCUGGAUAUAGAGGAGUGCUGUUUCCUAUCUGCCUUGGAGUGCUUCCAGAAGAUGGUACCUCGUCUCAACGCCAAACUAAAGAAAUUGCAGCGUAAAGUUAUCAAAAACCUCAGCCCACUGACUUUUAGAGGUGUGGACUCCUGCAGUCAGGAGGAGAGAGAGAACAAAGUCUGCCAAGGAUGUGAUUCCUACCCAAUGAAGGACAGCAGGGAAUUUGUACAACAGUUGGAAUCUCUUCUUCAAAAGGCUAUGAAUAGACUGGUGUGA